Molecule: messenger RNA, 2016 nt
Organism: Jatropha curcas
Lineage: Eukaryota; Viridiplantae; Streptophyta; Magnoliopsida; Malpighiales; Euphorbiaceae
Product: pyruvate kinase 1, cytosolic
Biological process (GO): glycolytic process
Molecular function (GO): pyruvate kinase activity; potassium ion binding; magnesium ion binding
Source: RefSeq, a predicted model, not a curated record
AAACUUUCACUUCUGCGAGAACCGAGAUUUAACAGUAUUUUAAAAUGGAAAAUAUUAUAAUCACGUCACCAAGUAUCAAAAGCAAGCAGCAACUCGAAAAUCACGCUGUCUUUCUUUCCUCUUUCAAUCUCUUACUCGAUCAAUCGGUUUUGGUUUCUGUUUCGUAAUCAUCUAAAAUGAAUUCGAAUCAUCUCCUUCUUGAGGAGCCCAUACGGAUGGCUUCAAUCUUGGAACCAUCAAAAUCAACUUUCUUUCCUGCAAUGACAAAGAUCGUCGGGACACUUGGUCCAAAAUCACGGACUGUUGACAUCAUUUCUGGUUGCUUGAAUGCUGGGAUGUCUGUGGCACGGUUUGAUUUUUCAUGGGGCGAUGUGGAAUAUCACCAGGAGACGUUGGAAAAUCUUAAAGCUGCGGUCAAGAGCACCAGGAAGCUCUGUGCAAUCAUGCUAGAUACAGUGGGUCCAGAGUUGCAAGUAGUCAAUAGAACUGAGCAUCCAAUUUCCCUUCAAGCAGAUGCCUCUGUUGUCCUAACACCAGAUCAAGACAAAGAAGCCUCUUCAAAUCUGCUACCAAUAAAUUUUACUGGUUUAUCAAAGGCAGUGAAGAAAGGAGAUACUAUUUUUAUUGGUCAGUAUCUGUUCACAGGAAGUGAAACUACUUCUGUGUGGCUAGAGGUCACUGAAGUAAAUGGCGAAGAUGUGGUUUGCCUGAUAAAAAAUUCUGCUACCUUGGGAGGUCCACUCUAUACUCUGCAUGUCUCUCAAAUUCGCAUCAAUCUGCCCACUCUCACGGAUAAAGAUAAGGAGGUUAUAAGCUCAUGGGGUGUUCGGAACAAUAUAGACAUCCUCUCAUUGUCAUAUACCAGGCAUGCUGAAGAUGUCCGCCAUGCCCGGGAAUUUCUUUCCAAACUAGGGGACCUCCAUCAAACUCAAAUAUUUGCGAAGAUUGAAAAUAUAGAGGGAUUAACUCAUUUUGAUGAGAUCCUGCAAGAAGCAGAUGGCAUCAUCCUUUCUCGUGGAAAUUUGGGCAUAGAUCUCCCACCAGAGAAGGUGUUUCUAUUUCAAAAAGCUGCUGUUUACAAGUGCAACAUGGCUGGAAAGCCUGCUGUGGUUACUCGUGUUGUGGACAGUAUGACAGACAAUUUGAGACCUACUCGUGCAGAAGCAACUGAUGUUGCCAAUGCAGUAUUGGAUGGUAGUGAUGCAAUUCUUCUAGGUGCAGAGACCUUGCGGGGACUGUACCCUGUUGAGACCAUUUCUAUCGUUGGAAGAAUAUGUGCUGAGGCAGAGAAAGUUUUCAAUCAAGAUCUGUAUUUCAAAAAGGCUACCAAAUAUGUUGGGGAACCAAUGACCCAUUUAGAAUCAAUUGCUUCCUCAGCGGUACGUGCAGCUAUCAAGGUGAAGGCUUCUGUUAUUAUCUGCUUCACUUCAACGGGAAAAGCUGCUAGGUUGAUAUCAAAGUACCGGCCAACAAUGCCUGUGAUAUCUGUUGUUAUCCCUCGACUUAAGACAAAUCAACUGCGCUGGACCUUUACAGGUGCUUUUGAGGCAAGGCAGUCACUCAUUGUCAGUGGACUUUUUCCCAUCCUUGCAGACCCACAGCAUGCGGCUGAAUCCACGAAUGCAACAAAUGAAUCAGUUCUGAAGGUUGCUUUAGAUCACGGCAAGGCAAUUGGUGCUAUAAAGCCACACGAUCGAAUUGUUGUUUGCCAGAAGGUUGGCGAUUCAUCUGUGGUAAAGAUCCUUGAGCUCGAAGAUUAAUCAAAGCUAAUAGUUAUCAUUCUAGCUUUUGCCCGCAACUUCUCAUGGUACAGCACUAAAUAAGGUGAAGUUGGAACUUCUUACAGAAGAAAGGAUGGAAGGCUUUUGCGUACCUUCAUUGCUGUUUUGCUUCCUUCAUGUUUUACUCUCUCUUUCAUGCAAGAGUGUAAAUUGUGCUUUAAGAAUCAAAGAUUAUUGAUAAACUAAUGAAAAGGAAUAAAUUAAUUUGCACAAUCGGGAGGAUCCGAACUCGAAA